This is a messenger RNA of Cladocopium goreaui, 2634 nucleotides long. The record is from the annotation of a GenBank genome assembly. Lineage: Eukaryota; Dinophyceae; Suessiales; Symbiodiniaceae.
AUGGACAUUGAUGGACUCAAUGCUGGCGCUGAGUCUCUAGAGAUGGCUGAAUCAGGUACAGUUGGACAUUGGGGCAGCGACCCUCGCAUAGCGACCAUCGCCUUGAGCCGUCUUGCAAAGCGAGGAGAAGCAAACGAGGUCAGCAGAUUGUUGGACAAAUUGCUCCAUUCGGGUCUGCAGCUGGAUGUAGUGCACUGGGGUGCUGCAAGCCGGGCUUUUGAGCUGGAAAACCAAUGGAGGCAAUCGAUUUCUAUGGUGCAGCUUGGGCGGACGCUUGAGAUCCCUCCAAACGAGUUUCUCUUUAGUUCUGCAGUAUCCAGUUGUGCACGGAACGAAGCAUGGUCGAUGGGCUUGAACCUUGUCAGUGAGGGCUCGCACAGAUGCGGAAUCAAUGAGUUUAUGAACGUUGGAGCCAUUUCUGCCUGCCACCACUGGGACUUUGCGGUUCACCUACUGGAGAUGACUUGUGACUUGCAUCUUCAGCCAGGACAGGUGGCAUUUGGUGCCACCAUCGGAGCUUGCUCGAAGGCAGACCACUGGCGAGCAGCAGAGAGCCUUCUCCAAAGUAUGUGGGAUGUUCCUCGGACGCUUGUGGCUGUCAAUUCCUGCUGUGCUGCAUGUGCGGGGGCGAGACGCUGGCGCAAAUCCCUGACACACCUGCACCUUAUGCCGGUCCUGGCGUUGCAACCCAAUCUCAUCUCUUUCAAUUCUUCCAUGGCUGCAUGUGAAAAAGGCUACGAAUGGGAGCGUGGCCUCAUGAUCUUAGCUUCAAUGGAGGUGGCUCAAGUGGUGCCAGAGAUCAUCAGUUUUGGCUCAGCGAUCAGCGCAUGUGAGAAGGGAGGACAAUGGCAGUUGGCUCUACAUUUGCUGCGGCGAAUGAGUGCAAGGCACCUCCGAGCCGAUGCGGUGGCGCUCAGUGCGGCCAUGAGUGCCUGUGAAAAGGCCGGAGAGUGGCAGACAGCCCUGGCACUGCUCCAGCCUACUUUGGAAACUUCGCGCACUUCGAGGGACAGGGGCUGCGCCUUUUCUGCAGCCUUGGGAGCUGCAGAGCAUGGCAUGGCGUGGGCUAUGGCCCUGGCGCUCUUCAAAAGGGCGCUCGAAGAGCGUGUCAGUGCAUCAGGUAUGUAUGCAGGAGCUGUGGCCAGUGCCAUCCGCAAGGCUCGUGGCAAGGAAGCGGCAGUCGACUUCCUGAAAUGCUCCAGACACUUGUGGGAAGAUGGACCACACGAGGCUCGCAGACCUCUGCCGGGACUCUUGUGGAGCCGUGUGGAAAUCCUGGGCAAAGCAUCGGGACUUGUGGUGGUCUCCAAGGCUGCAAACGUUCGCACAGAGAAGCUGGUUGAUGCAGCCUGCAAGCAGAUGCAAGAGGAGCUAUUUGUGGUUUCACGACUGGACAGACCCACCUCUGGCCUUCUACCCUUGGCAACAAGUCUUCAGGCAAUGAACUGGCUGCAGGCUCAAUUUGCUGCCAGACUCGUGUACAAGGAAUAUGUUUGUCUCUGCGAGGGCAAAUCGCUGGGCGACAUAGGUGCCGAGGGAACCAUUGACAAGCCGCUGCGUUCUUGGAUUUGGCCCGGAGAAGUCGGAAGGACUGAAGUUGCUUCCUUCGGGCGGGAAGCUGUUACUGACUAUCGCGUUGUCGAGCGCUUUGGUGCAGGCCAUGGGAUGCCAAGAACCCAUGGGUUGCGAUUCUGCAGAUUCCCACCAGGCCCAUCGGAAUUGAUGCUACUUUCAGUGCAUCCGCGAACAGGGCGCAUGCACCAAAUUCGAGCCCACCUUGCCAGCAUCAACCGUCCAAUUGUGGGCGACGAGAUCUACGGUGUGGAGUUUCCGUCUGCAAUUGACUGUGAUCGGAUGUUUUUGCACUGCCGGCAUCAACGCUUCUUGGAUUUUGCAGCUUCACCUUUCGAAGUGACGGCUGAAUUGCCCAGCGAGCUGCAAGACGUCCUGGUGAAACUGCGACAGUGCGAAGAGAACGUGAAGCCUCGCAGUGCGAGUGCUGAUGCACGCCAGGCAGUGAUGUUCCAGGGCAAGGGGGUCAUGAUUGGAUCAGAGGAUCGAAUCAAUGACCACCGGCGGCGAAGUGAACGAAACUACUCUGACCUUUUUGGCACUGGCAGUGCGAGGCCCCUCUCGCUGGGUGAAGCUGGACGUAGUGAACUCCAUGCGGCUGCAACCGCAUCCUGGCUGGAUGCCACCACAGAGACAUCUGCGAGGAAUUUGGAACGACGAAAUGGUUCUAGAGAAGGCAACUUGGUCUACGACGCGCACGCCAAGUCUGUGGAAUCGAUUGCCUUGCCACUUUCUCCGCGAAGCAGUGCUAGGCAGGUGGAUCUUAUGCAGGAGGAGCGAGCCUGCUGGGAUCUGUCACCCAAAGUGGGCAGCAUGGCCAGCGCAGUCGAGGUUGCGAGACGCCAAAGAGAGCCGCGGAGGCCUCGGUCGUAUGAUGCAGGGAACUUCAGAGCCUUAAGUGCCUCCGAACGGAAGCAUGCGAAUCUAGCUUCUGGGCAGCUGCGAUGUGCCACCGGGGCAAAGCCGCUACCACAUGAUGAUGGCAGGCAAUCACCACUCGCGAGAGGUAGUCGUCGCGGAGCAGGGAUACUCAGACUCUUGGGCUCUCCUUGCAGCUUGUGA